This is a messenger RNA of Hevea brasiliensis (rubber tree), 2710 nucleotides long. Its product is annotated as inactive poly [ADP-ribose] polymerase RCD1. The coding region runs from base 496 to 2424 and encodes 642 amino acids. Gene Ontology annotation, molecular function: NAD+ poly-ADP-ribosyltransferase activity. The transcript is spliced from 7 exons. The record is from RefSeq and is a predicted model, not a curated record. Lineage: Eukaryota; Viridiplantae; Streptophyta; Magnoliopsida; Malpighiales; Euphorbiaceae.
AUUCGUUUAUUUUCCCCUACUUAAUUAUUUAUUUAUCCUUAUUCCUCUCUUUCUUCACCCGUCAAACCCCAACAGUAAAUCCUCGUCACCAUCGCCUCCACCGCCAUGACCGCCGCCACCACCGCCAUCUUCAACAGAAUCGGCACCUGCACCUCUCAACGUAGUCCAAUCCUUCUCAAAUUCUGAAUAAUCGAAAAAGGGAGACCAAAUCAAGGAGCAUUUAGGCACAUCAUCGUCGAUUUUGGACUCACCAGUGUGGGAACAAUCAUGCUUAGCCUCCAGCCAUCCUCCAUGGGGACGGGAAAUUCGGUGAAGAUUUAAAGUAGGACCGAUUGGUUAUUGUAUGAGCGUACCCUAAAUAAUCAUAUUAAGGGCUUGCCGAUCUUCAAUGGCUUUGUGUCUAUAAAGCUGGUGAGAGGCUAAAAUUGUUAACUUACUUUGUAUUUGAGCAUUUGGGGUUGAACUUUUUGAUAGUGAUUGAUCUAUUACGUACAAAUGGAAGCCAAGGUCGCAAAGGUAUUGGAUAGUAGUAGUCGUAGAGUUAUGCUUGGUUUGAAGAGAAAACGAGCAUCCCGUUAUGCAGCAUAUUUUGCUGAAGCUUCCGGCAUUCUCUCACCUGGGUGGCCAACUGUGCAUUAUUCAACCUUUAAGUCUGGGAAACAGAGGAGACUAACUGGAAGCCAAAGCAAGGUUGUGAGCUGUGGGUAUCAUUUUAGAAGAUCUUUGCUCCGGGGUUAUUCAAAUUUUAUGAAGACUGGGGUGCCGCAACGUCUUAUGUUUUAUCAGAAUGGUGAAUGGACUGAUUUUUCUCAAGAUCUUGUUGCUUUGGUUAGGAAGGAUCUUCAAGAGAAGAAACCGGCUAUUGAGGUUGAGUUAGAGGGACAUCACUACUUGCUGGAUCUCUUGCAUAUGUUUCUAGUGGACAUGAAGACAGGUUUUCAGAAACCAAUUGCUUGGAUUGAUGAAGAAGGUGGCUGUUUCUUUCCCGAAAUUUAUAUUGAUAAUGAGGAGCCACAUGAGUCCUUCCAGCAUAAUUGUGCGAAUGACCAAGGGCCUAUUUUUAGAGAGCCUAAUGGACCUCAGGAGAUAAAGCUGCAGCUGGAAAUUGACAUAAAUGGACUGGAUCAACAUCAAUCCAAGUUAGAGUGUAGUGGAGAGUCAAAUGCUUUUGUAAAGCAUAUUGCAAUUGCUCAAAAUCCUAGAAGUGUGAACGCUGUAGAAGUUGAGGAUAGUUGCAACAGGAAGCCUGAUGAAAAAAUUAAUGAAGCUUUUGAGGAAAAUCAACAUAUUAAAGCAAAUGUAUCCACUGGAAUUGAAUCUGUUAAUGAAAAGCUGGAUUCUAAUACUGUACAAAAUAUAUUUCUUACAGGCAUGAAGUCUUUUAGUAGUGUUGACUCACUUGAUAUUUGUCGCUGCUCUAGUACUUCAAUGCAAGCCCGAUUGGAGAUUUUCCAGAAGCAGAUUGAACUAACAAAAAUUUGUCGUGGUGAUGCAAAUGUUCGAUAUGCUUGGCUUGCUUCCUCUAAAGGAUUACUAUCUACAAUCAUGUUGUAUGGACUUGGACAUUGUGGACUAUCCACAACUAAGUCCAAAUAUGGCAUUGGUGUUCAUCUAUAUGCAGCAAACUGCAGUCAAUCAAGUGCAAAAUUUUGUGAUGUUGACGAAAAUGGAGUACGGCACAUGGUUUUUUGUCGUGUAAUAAUGGGAAAAAUGGAGCUCGUUCAACCUGGGAGUCCGCAGUGGCAUCCUAGUAGUGAGAAUUUUGAUAGUGGUGUUGAUGAUCUUCAAAAUCCAAGCCAGUAUAUAGUGUGGAAUAUGAAUAUGAACACCCAUAUUUAUCCAGAAUUUGUUGUUAGUUUCAAGAUCUCUUCCAAUGCUGAAGGGAUUUUGGCUGGAAGUGAGAUAAAGCAUGCUGUGUCCGGCAUCACUAAAUCUUCACAAGGUGCUCAGCCAAAUUUACCAAUUGAGUCAUCUACUGUUGAUUUGAAUCUGCCAAUAGAAUCUCCUGUGGUUGAUUUGAAUUUACCUAUGGAGUCUCCUACAGCUGAUGUGCGGGGAAGUGAAAGCCAACCAGAAUCUGGGGAAUCUCUGGGAAAAGCUCCAAGUCUUGGUUCAAGCAACUCAAGGACUCCUAAAUCCCCUUGGAUGCCUUUCCCUAUGUUGUUUUCUGCAAUCUCAAGUAAAGUUCCUCAUGCAGAAAUGGAACGUAUAACUACUUAUUAUGAACUAUUCCAGGCAAAGAAGAUAAGCAGGGGAGAUUUUAUCAAAAGGUUAAGAUUGAUAGUUGGAGAUGCUUUACUGAAGUCGACGAUAACAAGUCUUCAAUGUGAGAUACCAUUGAAGUGUUUGGUGGGAACAGCCAAGUCAACUGUAGAAGGUUCAACUGGCCUAUAUGAUGGAUCAAAGCAGCACAUGCUUUAUUGAACUGCUAUGUUGGAAUUCUAGGAAAAGCUUUGCUCGUGUGGUUGAAUGUGUCGACAUGCAGUUGUGAAUAAUAUAUAUGACUUAAAGGUAUGUAGUUUUAGUUAUAUUGUAUUUUCUUCUUGUUACUGAAGGGUUAUUGUGACUUCGUUGAACUGAAACUUGAUAGUUUUUGGAACCAAACGCCUUGCAAGAAUGUAAUAAUCUACUGUGUUAAUUUGUCUUUCAACAUCUGCUGGCUUGUGCACGGCUUACUAUUAUAAUUAAGUUGGUGCAUGGAUAAGUUUAA